Brettanomyces bruxellensis is the source of this 1668-nucleotide messenger RNA. RefSeq lists its product as uncharacterized. Bases 1 to 1668 code for a protein of 555 amino acids. The transcript has a single exon. The record is from RefSeq and is a predicted model, not a curated record. NCBI's taxonomy places the organism in Eukaryota, Fungi, Ascomycota, Pichiomycetes, Pichiales, Pichiaceae.
AUGUCAACAAUUUUCAAUGACUACACUGGAGAUACCGGAAAUCCAGCACUCUUUGAAACUUUUAAACCAAAAAUUCAGGCCUAUAAAAAUGAGUUAGAGAAGUCAAUCUUAAAGGAGUACAGAAUUCCUGCAGAGUUGAUUCCAAAAGAAGAUGGAGCGGAUGUCACUGGUAUUCCAAAAAAAGUGCUCAGUGAAAAGGAGUAUGAAAUUACUGAAUCUAGUGCUACCUCGUUGGUUAAAAGUAUGGCUGAUGGUUCAUUGUCGGCCACUGAUGUUUUCAAAGCUUUUGCCAGACGUGCAACUAUAGCACAUCAACUCACUAAUUGUGCUAUGCAACUAUAUAUGGAAGAAGGCUUGGAGCGGGCGCACGAAUUGGAUAAAUAUUAUAAACGAACUGGGAAGACUAUUGGUCCAUUACAUGGACUUCCGGUUUCUUUGAAAGAACACUGUGGAUAUAAGGGUAAGAUCACACAUUCCUCCUUUGUCUCCCUUAUUGAUAACAUUGACGAUAAGUGGGCUUUAACCGUGGAAACAUUAAAAAAUUUGGGGGCUGUGUUUUUUAUUAGAACUACCGAACCUCAAUGUCUUCUUCAUCUAUGUUCAUUCAAUAAUAUAACCGGAUACUGUUGCAAUCCAAGAAACACUAGGCUAACUCCUGGUGGCUCCUCGUCUGGUGAAGGUGCUUUAGCAGCAAUGCAUGGUUCUGCUUUUGGAUUGGGAUCUGAUAUUGGUGGUUCGAUCAGAUGUCCUGCUGCGUUCUGUGGUGUCUGGGGUCUCCGUCCAACCCAAAAAAGAAUCUCCACGAAAGACAUUCCUCCGAAGGAAUCUGGAGUUCAGGAAGGAGUUGUUGCAGUUCUUGGACCACUUGCGAGGUCUGCUGAUGACAUAAAUCUCUUCAUGAAAUCCCUUAUUUCUGCCAAGCCUUGGGAGAACGAUGCCAACGUAAUUCCUUUACCUUGGAGAGAUGUUCCAAGUCCUGAUAUCUCUUCAUUAACUAUUGCAAUAUAUUAUGAUGACGGUGUCUGUAAACCAACUCCUCCGGUUCUUCGAGGUCUUCAUUAUGCAGCUGAAAAAUUAAAACAUGCUGGAGCAACAAUUGUGGAAUGGAAGGCCAUAGAUGUCGAGAAGCUGAUGAAAACAGUCGGAAACUUUUACAAUGGUGAUGGUGGGAGAGAACUUAGACUUGCACUUGCUGCCUCUGGAGAACCCGUUCAUCCCCUCAGUAAAAUUGCAAUGUCCUAUGGAUGUGGGCCAGAUGGGGUUACUGUUCCUGAAUUUCMAAAAUCUACUUUGAUUAGAGAUACAUACAGAAAUAUAUAUGCUGAUACAAUGCAAAAGAACGGUAUUGACUAUAUUCUAGCACCGGCAUAUGUUUCAGUCGCGCCAAAACUUGGAAAAGACCAUUACAUAGGUUAUACCGGUCUUUGGAAUAUUCUUGACUUCCCUGGAAUUGUUUUUCCAACUGGUCUUUCUUGCGAUCCAAGCUUAGAUACGGUAGACCGUUCAUACAAACAAAGAAAUGACGUUGAGGCAUACGAAUACAGCUUGUACGAUGAUUCUGAGUUAUUCAACGGGGCUCCAAUAAAUUUGCAAAUGAUAGGAAGAAGAUGGUUUGAAGAAGAGCUCGUUCAAGCUGGAAAAGUUGUCUGUGAUUGUAUAUCCAAAUAA